Molecule: messenger RNA, 690 nt
Organism: Mytilinidion resinicola
Lineage: Eukaryota; Fungi; Ascomycota; Dothideomycetes; Mytilinidiales; Mytilinidiaceae
Exons: 5
Coding region: 1-690 (229 amino acids)
Source: RefSeq, a predicted model, not a curated record
AUGUUUUACUGUACUCCGACGAGCACGAAUCUCUGCGGAGUUCAAUCAACACCAUCCUCGGGACCGAAACGGAAAGCCAGCUUUGUCGCCACCGCCCACACUAUCGCCCAGCGCGUCUCCGUCAAUGGCAAUGACUUUGGCCAGCUCGUUGGCAUUCGGUCCCCAGACUCCGACAACCCGAUCCAGGACGUCAGCUCUGGGAACAUGGCAUGCAACACCGGUUUCCACUCGCCCGUAUCGUCAAAGGUCAUCGAUGUGCCCGUUGGCGCGAAGGUCGGCGUCGUGGCGAAAGUCGAUAACGCAGCGUCCUCUGGCACGAGUGGGUUGAAGUGGUUCAAGGUGUCCCAAGACGGUCUUGAUAGUAGUGAACAGUGGGGUGUGGAUCGGAUGAUUAGCAAUGGCGGGUGGACUUACUUCACCAUGCCGAACUACCUUGCGUCAGGGAACUACUUGCUCAGGGCUGAGAUAAUUGGUGAGUCUCCUGCUGGGAGACAGGCGCAGUUCUAUUUGGAAUGGGCUCAGAUCAAUGUAACGGGUGGGGGCUCCGCAAACCCUUCGACUGUCAGCUUCCCUAGCGCAUAUAGCGCAACUAAUCCGGGUAUUUUGAUCAACAUCUACGACAAUAGCGGUAAUCCAACUGGUGGUGGCAAGCCUUACACGGUUCCGGGUGCUGCGGAUUUCACUUGUUAG